Zymoseptoria tritici IPO323 is the source of this 1716-nucleotide messenger RNA. Its product is annotated as glucosidase II beta subunit-like protein. Gene Ontology annotation, cellular component: endoplasmic reticulum lumen. Gene Ontology annotation, biological process: endoplasmic reticulum unfolded protein response; retrograde protein transport, ER to cytosol. The transcript has 3 exons. The record is from RefSeq and is a predicted model, not a curated record. Bases 45 to 1682 code for a protein of 545 amino acids. Lineage: Eukaryota; Fungi; Ascomycota; Dothideomycetes; Mycosphaerellales; Mycosphaerellaceae.
CAGGAUCAGCGACCCGAGUUGUGGUCGAAUCGACUACCGGCACAAUGAGAUACCUACUAGCACUCCCAGCGGUGUUGCGAGCCGCCGUAUUACUGGCUUCCGCGUCGCAACACAGCUUCAGCGUACAAGAUGAUCUGCUCGCCUUCCCACAGUACGAGGUUCGAUUUCAGGACGAAUGGACAUCGGAAGCGGAAGCGCAUUCAAAGCUCUCCAACAACGGGAAGCCUCACGACCAUUUGCGGCAUGAGCACCAGAAAGAGCAAUACGAGCUGCAACAACGGCUUGGCUCCACUACCGAUGGCGACCCUGCUGAACCUCAACCCGUCGAAUACGAGCGCCUUGUACUAGACGGCCACAGUUGGCUGUGCGAGGUGCCGAUUGUGAAGAAGAAAGAAGAAACACCGAAUGUGAACGACACGCAAACGAAAGCAGAGGAGGAGAAGGAGCUGGCACGAGCGACAGACCGCGGAUGGGAACUUUUGAGCGGCAUGGAAGACAGCUGCAUCUUCUUCAUUGGAGGCUGGUGGAGUUAUCGAUUCUGCUACAACCAGGGCGUAAAGCAGUUCCACCAGUUACCGUUGGCACGAGGCGUGCCGAAUUACCCUCCUCAGGAGGACCCAUCUAUUCCAGGCUUCACGCUUGGUACAUAUAGCAAAGGCGCUGAGGAUGAGGACGAUCACAAAGACGAGACGUCGGAGCGUGGAAGCGCGUUAGAUAAGAGCGGUGGGAAGCGGACACGGGGAGGACAUGGCGAGCUGGUGCAGCAUGGCGAGAGCAGGUAUUUGGUGCAGACGCUCGGUGGAGGUACCCGCUGCGACCUGACAGGCAAGGAGCGGGUAAUUGAAAUUCAGUACCAUUGCAACCCACAGUCCGCCGAUCGCAUAUCCCUCAUCAAAGAGACGAGCACCUGCGCAUAUCUCAUGGUGAUCCAAACACCGCGAUUGUGCAACGACGUCGCCUUCCAGCCACCGCAAAAGGAUCAGCCAAAUACUGUCUCCUGCUCGCCGAUUCUGAGUGAUGAUGAAGUCGAAGCCUACGAGCACGAGCUCGCAGAAGUCAAGGACAUGGAACGCGAAAUAAAAGAGCAAGAUGAAGCCGAUCCUCUUGGAGGAUCGGUCUUCCCGCCACCUCUUCCUGUCGGCGAUAUCAUCGUAGGCGGACAUGCAUUGGUGCCGCCAGGGAAGAAGAUCGAGAAAUCUUCAAUUGUCGGAGGUGGAGUGUAUGUGGAGACGUUGGCUACGUCGGACGGCAAGAUGCUGAGCAAAGAAGAUCUGAAGAAAUUGGGCCUACCAGACAUGGAAGCCGUGGAGAAGCUCCGCAAGGAACUUGAGAAGUAUGCGAAAGGGGAGCAGUGGAAGCUGGAUGUCGUGGAUACCCCUGCUGGGAGAGAGUAUCGUGCAAUUGUUGGCUCUGACGACGAUGAAAAGCCUGCUUCGCAGGAGGGCACAGUCAAGGCUGAGAAGAAGGAGCAGCAGCAAGGUCAGGAGAAAGAUGUCGAAGAACCGGUCAAACUGAAAGAAGGCAAAGAACCGGGCAAGCUGACAGAAGGCAAAGCGGCGGGCAAGCGGAAAGACGUUAAGGGGCACGCGCGGCAGCAAGACUCAAACCCCAGACCGAAGCAGGAAGAAGAGGAGACCGAGCAGGAGGGUAGCCAGGAGGAAUUCUUCAGGGAUGAACUGUAGUCAUGUCAUGCACGAGUUGAAUAGAACGACAUCG